Molecule: messenger RNA, 1359 nt
Organism: Symbiodinium necroappetens
Lineage: Eukaryota; Dinophyceae; Suessiales; Symbiodiniaceae
Source: the annotation of a GenBank genome assembly
AUGUCAACAUUGCGUUACCCAAGUUGGAAGAAUAGGCAGUGGUUUCAGCUCAGGUACAACCUCAGCCAUCAGGUGGCAGCCAUCGACGAGUUCUGGUCUCACAGCUGGCAAGCCUCCUCCUUCUGGAAGAUUUGCCUCCUCCUCGCGCUGAAGAAUGGCAGGGCAGCGUGUGUGCUGGGAACCAUCUUUGCAUGCCUUGGAGCCUUUGCCACCCACUCUGGGCUGUUGCCAACCGUGAUCUCCAAACUAUUUCCGCCACCGUACCGAACACCGGGGUUCCAUUUCGAGCACGACUUCGCGCCCUGGGCUUUGGUUUCUGGCAUCGUGGCUGCGCUCCUGACCUUGCUGCUGUGGCAACCCAGAGGGCUCGUGUUCGUGGACCGAGCUUGCAUCCAUCAGGGGGAUGCGCGGUUGAAGGCCGAAGGCAUCAUUAACCUUGGAGCCAUGCUAAAGCGGUCGAAUCGGCUUCUCGUCGUCAUUGACCGAACCUACCUUCAGAGGCUCUGGUGUGCCUUCGAAAUUUCAGCAUUCUUGAACACACACCAGAACGACAGGCUUGCCUCACUGGUGAUACUACCUCUAGGCCUCGCGAAGUCCAGCUUGUUCUUCGUCUUGGGAUCGGCGGUGUUGCUCAUCUCUGAUAUCUGUGCGCCGGUAGAAGUACUAGUGGGUGUACCCACAAGGGGAAUAGGCUUGUGUACCUGGUGCAUAGGGUUCAGCUCGAUUUUCAAGAUCUAUUGGAACGAGUUGGCCGCCGUAGAAGAAAUGUUCAACAACUUCUCCUGGGUCAACUUGAAGUGCUGCUGUUGCGAGCUGGACCACAAAGUCGACGGCACCGCUAUACCAUGCGAUCGCGAACUGAUUGCUGAGUGCGUUUGCCAGUGGUUUGGUUCGACCGAAGCCUUCGAAGAGUGUGUUCGCACCAGGGUCCGAGAUGUUUUCAUGGCCCAGCUGGUGCAUGGGGUCCCGUUCGGCUAUCCCUGGGCCCUGGCACUCUGUAUAGGCAGUCUGUGGAGUCAGAUGGAUCAAGCGACCGCCCGGGCCUCCAGGGGUGAUCAUGUGUCGAUGGCUCGAGCGCUGGCUACUGGAGUGAUGUGGUGGACUUGGAUUUUACCGGCCACGUACCUGGUUUAUGCCAGGAUUUCACAGUGGGUCAGGAAAUCGCCAACAUGCUGCCGUCAAAUUCUGGGUUUCGUUGCCUGCUUUUUGCUUUUCACGGUUCCGCAUUUGUUUCAGUACUACUCGUACGAGUACAUUUCUGAAGAUAACCACGCGUUUGCGAUGUUAGCCGGGACUACGCUCCUGCUUUCGCUAGCAGCAUUCUGCCUGUUGAAACGAUCUGCCAAGCAGGUCGAUUGA